Alternaria ethzedia is the source of this 1014-nucleotide messenger RNA. RefSeq lists its product as uncharacterized. The transcript has 3 exons. The record is from RefSeq and is a predicted model, not a curated record. The coding region runs from base 1 to 1014 and encodes 337 amino acids. Lineage: Eukaryota; Fungi; Ascomycota; Dothideomycetes; Pleosporales; Pleosporaceae.
AUGGACACCAUCAAGAAAGCCAUCGGCAGCGCCUUCGAUCCCAACACAGACAUCCCCGACCUCAGCGGAAAGAUCUAUGUCGUAACAGGCGGCUCCGCUGGAAUCGGAUACGGUAUCGUCGCGCACCUCCUCCAGCACAACCCCGCGAAAAUCUACCUCCUUUCGAACAAAGAGCAACACGCCGACGAAGCUCAAGAAGCGCUCAAGGAAUGGGGUGACAUAAGCAAAGUGGAAUGGCGCAAGUGCAAUCUCGAAGACUUCAAACAAGUCGACGAAGUAGCCAAGUCGCUGGCAAAAGAGCUGGACAGGCUUGAUGCUUUGGUCUGCAAUGCGGGUUUGGGCGUUGGCGUAUACAACGAGACUCGGGAUGGUCUGGAUAGCCACAUGCAGGUCAACAUCUUCUCGCAGGCCCACCUCACGCUCAUGCUAUUGCCUAUACUGCAGAAGACACCCGACUCGCGCAUUGUACACCAAUCUUCCGACCUACACAGGGGAGCCGACUCGAGCAUGAAGUUUGAGUCCAUCCAAGAGAUCAACCAAGACAUCGGUGCAAUGAAGCUCUAUAACCGCACCAAGCUAGCGCAGAUCCUCUUUCUUCGCGAGCUGUACCUCCGUAUCAAGGCUGGAGAGUUCGGUCAAGUCACAGAGAGCACGGGCUUACCGUGGAUCAACGCGACGCACCCUGGUGGCGUGAUAACGGAUCAGCAAGAUCAAGCAAUCGAGGCCUAUGGCACUGCUGGAAAGAUUGGGGUCAAAGCCGUGCGACCGUUCAUGAAAGACCCAGUAGCGGAGGGGUGUCGCCCAGCCUUGUUUGCCGCAGCGUCGCCCGAUGUUCCGAAGGAGCAGAUUCAAAACUCCUACAUCGUUCCUGAUAAGAAGGUCCAAGAAGCGUCCAAGCAGGCCAGGGAUGAGAAGUUGCAGAGAAACUUGUGGAGGCUAACCAAGGAAGUCCUGGAGUCGAAGAUUGAUAGCUUGCCAUACGAGAUGAAAACUGAAGUUGUCAACACUGCGUAG